CUGACUUCUGUCAGUAAAAUUUAUUUACUUGAUUCUAAAGCAACAAUUUAAGAAGAAAAAAUGAUGAACAUUCACAAAAUAGGUAUGAAAUUAUGUAGACUUUGUGGAAAAGAAAAAGCCCGUGGAACAGAUGUUUUUGAAGAUAAAAUAAAAGGAGCUGUUUUAGUUUCAAUUAUCAAUAAAUAUUUUUCUAAAGAUGUAAUAAAUGUUUCGAUUUCUGAUACAUUUUCCAAGUAUGUCUGCAUGGAUUGCGAGCAAAAAAUAUGCAGCUUUGAUGAAUAUGUUCAAUGUCAUUCAACCAGCAAGAAGUCCUCCGAAAACACCAAGAAAGCCAUCAAGGAAAGAAAGAAUUCCGCUGCGAGACUUGUCAGCAGUCGUUUCGCUACAAAAUAUCUCUAAAGUCUCACAUGCUAAAUUUUCAUUUGGAGCCUGAUCAGAGUUCGGCGAAUAUUUUUGGAAGCAAUCCGCUGACUUGCACCGAGUGUGGCAAGACUUUCGCCACGAGAUACAAGCUUCAGAGACACGCGAGAUGUCACACUGGAGAGCGACCUUACAGCUGUAACUUUUGCAAUCGUGCUUUCUCGCAAACUGGCAAUUUGAAAUUACACUUGAGCAAGUGUUCUCGCGGCAGCAUGAUUCCUGAAGGAAUCGACGUGUCGGGUGUUGAUUACGAGUGUCGAGAAAAUGAACCAGAGUUGACUAGUCAAAGACUGGAACCCUUCCCGCCUGUUUACAUCACAGAAAGCGAAAUCCAGAAGACAAUUAAUGAAACUAUCAACUCGACGGAUCCUAAUUCCUCGUCAUAUUUAAUUAAAAGCUAUGACAAUCAAAUUUAUAUAGAUGAUGAAAUUGAAACAAUUCUUGAUCAAGAUUUGGGACAUCUUAAUGCUGAUAAAUAUCCUAACACAUCAGACAAAAUGUCUCUUUGUUUAAAACAGCCAGAGACUCCGGAAUUGUUACACAGUUUACUGUAUGAUGUUUAA
Messenger RNA from Cotesia congregata, 983 nucleotides. The record is from the annotation of a GenBank genome assembly. NCBI's taxonomy places the organism in Eukaryota, Metazoa, Arthropoda, Insecta, Hymenoptera, Braconidae.